UGUCCAAAGAUGAGGCUUCUGGCUCUGGUUGUGGUGUGCGGGCUGAUGGUGGCUCAGGAUGGAGGGAGUCUGGCUGCAGCUCUGCCAGGAUUUGACUCUGAACAGAGGACACAGGGAAGAGCAUCAGUCCUCUCUGCGCUGAGGAGAAGCUCUGCAGAUUAUCUGGAGGAUCCCAACCUUUGUUUCAGCCUGAGAGAGAAUGAUGACCAGAGGCAGCUCCUGUGCAACGACCGCAGGAGCAAUUUCAACUUCAACCCGUUCGGCCUCCGCUUUGGGAAACGCUACAACGGCUACAUCUACAGAAGAGCUGUUAAAAGAGCCAGGACAGAUCAAUUUUCACCUGUUUCUCUGUUUCCACGAGAACUGGAGGUGCCUACCUGA
This is a messenger RNA of Scomber scombrus (Atlantic mackerel), 381 nucleotides long. RefSeq names its product kisspeptin 2 (gene kiss2). The record is from RefSeq and is a predicted model, not a curated record. Lineage: Eukaryota; Metazoa; Chordata; Actinopteri; Scombriformes; Scombridae. Bases 10 to 381 code for a protein of 123 amino acids. The transcript has 2 exons.